ACUCCUUUCAUUUCACUUUAUUUCGUUCGCAUGUACGCACGUUGGCCGCGGAGCAACAUCUCCCCGAAACAAAAACCAAAAAACAAAAAAAAAACAAAAGCCAAAAAAUAUACAACAGCAACAAUAGCAACAACACGGCAGCAGCCGUCGCUCAGACGCGGAACUUGGCUCGAACUUUAGUUUGGUUUCAGUGGCCAGUGCCAGUGCCAGUGGCCCAGUGGCUAAAGUGCGGCGGAAUCGGGCGAAUCGGUUGACGGUGAACGGUUCACGGUUUACGGUUUACGGUUGACACCUAUCGGUUAAGCUCGCGCUAAAAACCCUUUUUUUUAAUGUUGUCAAAGCUUAAGUGGUAUUGAAAACAUCAAAUUAUAUGUAAAUUAUAGGCAAGAAUCGAAAGCCAAGAGUGUCUCAUUUCGAGGAUCAAAAAAGGAGGAUCAAAAUAUCAAUCGAUUCAUUAUGUUUAUAUAUUUUUUUGGAGUGAUUUAAGUUUGGCAAUGGACGCAGACUUCUUCUUCUAAUCGACCCAAGGGAUUUCAUGUUUUAUGUAUGCUUUAGAAGAAGAAGUUCAUAAACAAAUGGUUGUUGUGAUCGAAAGUGUUCUGAAAUGUGUUUGAAAAUCGGUGUUUGCCCAGCCAGAAUGGCCCAGCACUCGUUUGUCCGCCUGUACCUGCCCACCUAGAAGCUGCCCAAAUGAAUGCCCAGCAGCCGCUGAUCCUCGACCCCAAGGCCAGUGUCGCUGCUUCGGUAGCCGCAGAAGCGGCCAAGAACACGGAGGCGGAGGCCACGGAAGCGGCAUCGGCAUCGUCAUUGGCGGACCCCUAUCCGCAGCUGAACGGCGGUCACGAGGAGCAGCGGGUCAAUGGCAAUCACGGCUGCCGGCGGGACGAGGAUCAGCCGGAUCGCCUGGAUCGCCAGGAUGACGCCACCAACAAGCUGACCAUUAUCAAGACACCGCUGAACAAAACCCUGCUCAAGAAGUGCAACAGCAAUGGCAGCCUGCAACUGCCACAUAGCAACAAUGGCAACAGCAGCAGCAGCAACAUCAAUAACAGCCGCAACAUCAGCAGCAACAACAGCAACAACAACAACAGCAGCAGCAGCAAUAACAACAACAGCGCGGCGAGCGGCGACGUCGACGGCGCCUGCGAUUCCGGUUUGCAAAGCGGAAAUAGCAAUGAACAAGAACCAUUUGCCAACGAUCGCCAUCAUCACAUUCACCACCACCACCACCACUAUCAUCAUCAUCAUGGCGGCGAUAAAGGCGAGGCGAGCGGCGAUGUUGCAUCCUCAUCGUCCACGGAUUUGACCCAGGUCAAGGAAGAGCCCACUGGAGCACUGGAAAAUGACAAUCAUUUAAAAUCAGGUGGAGGAGGAGCAGCAGCAACAGCAGCAGCAGCAGCAGCAACAGCAGCAACGCCUGCAACGGUGGCUACAACACCUGCGGCCACUUGCAGUCCCAGCAAGUGCAACAAGUGCAAUUCACACAACAACAACAGCAACUGCAACAAUAACAACAAUACCAUCAACAACAACAACAAUAAUAAUAAUAAUACAAGCAACAAUACCAACAACAACAACAAUAACCAUUACAGCAAUUACAAUAACUAUUAUAAGAAAAAGUCUCGUAUGCCGCCCAUUUGCCUCAACAACAAUCAAACACCCCCUCAACCCAACCCCCCCUAAAAAAAAAAAACAAAAAGUGCACUAAACUGGAGCAACCAAUAAUU
Molecule: messenger RNA, 1727 nt
Organism: Drosophila rhopaloa
Lineage: Eukaryota; Metazoa; Arthropoda; Insecta; Diptera; Drosophilidae
Product: myb-like protein F
Exons: 3
Coding region: 691-1683 (330 amino acids)
Source: RefSeq, a predicted model, not a curated record